Dermacentor silvarum is the source of this 2672-nucleotide messenger RNA. RefSeq names its product protein phosphatase 1D (gene Pp2C1). Gene Ontology annotation, biological process: protein dephosphorylation. Gene Ontology annotation, cellular component: cytosol; nucleus. Gene Ontology annotation, molecular function: cation binding; protein serine/threonine phosphatase activity; mitogen-activated protein kinase binding. The transcript is spliced from 6 exons. Bases 266 to 1768 code for a protein of 500 amino acids. The record is from RefSeq and is a predicted model, not a curated record. Lineage: Eukaryota; Metazoa; Arthropoda; Arachnida; Ixodida; Ixodidae.
CGAGGGCGAUGGUAGCAGAAUGGAUGACAGGCGAGAGGGCGCCGGUAGUGGGAGCUUGUCUCGGCCUGCCUCGCGGUGGUGCAAUCGGAUUCGGUGCGAAGCUAUGCGAAGCUGGCGUGACUGCGGCUGGCAGGCCGCAUCAGCAUUGAAGCCAAGUGAAUGAGUGGUUUGGCGGCCAAGUUUUCUGAGUAGGAUAGUGCAACGUGUGGUGGUCAAGCAAGGUGUGUGCCUAUCACGGAGGUGCCUAUGCAGUGAGAUCGCCGCGAUGAUAGGUUUAAAUCUGCGAGUCACCGGACACUGUAACCAGGGUGGCCGUAAAUAUAUGGAAGAUGCCUUCGUCGUCGCUUAUCAGCAGACCAAGGACAAGACAGACCUGGAAUAUGCUUACUUCGGCAUCUUCGACGGUCACGGCGGUCGCGAAGCCGCACUGUACGCCAAGGAGCAUCUGCUCGACGCUAUCGUGAAACAAAGCGACUUUUGGUCAAAUAACGAUGAACACGUGUUGCGUGCCAUCAAGCACGGCUUCCUCAGAACACAUCUUGGCAUGUGGAAGGAAGUGGGCAAAUGGCCCAAGACGAUGUCAGGUUUACCAAGUACAUCGGGCACAACCGCAAGCAUCACCUUCAUUCGGAGGGGCAAGCUGUACAUUGGUCAUGUUGGAGAUUCACGUAUAGUGCUUGGAUGUGAAAGCAUGGAUGGGGAGAACUGGUAUGGGCAGCCCCUGACGCACGAUCACAAGCCUGAAAGCCCAAGGGAAAGGGAGCGCAUCCAUAGUGUAGGUGGCCUUGUCAUGAACAAGUCUGGGGUGGACCGAGUGGUCUGGAACCGCCCCUCUGUUGGUCACCGCGGCCCUGUUCGGAGGAGCACCCACUUCGACAAGAUCCCCUUUCUGGCAGUGGCAAGGUCUUUAGGUGACCUGUGGAGCUAUAACUACACAGCAGGCAAAUUUGUGGUGAGCCCAGAGCCAGACGUGAGUGUUGUAAAGCUGGACACGCGCCGAGACCGCUGCAUUGUCAUGGCCUCAGACGGCUUGUGGAACAUGGUGGACAUCACCGAGUCGGUGCGGUUGGUGCAGCGGGCUGAGCGUGACAAUGAGCAUGCAUUCCUCGAAGCUGCCCAGGCUGGUUCGCAAGAUUAUCAGGUGUCCAACCCUUCCAAGAUGUUGGUGGAUGAAGCCCUGUACCGCUGGGGCCGCGUCAGAACCCGUGCUGACAAUACAAGUGUGGUGACAGUGAUGCUUGACCCAGCGGGUCCAUCACGCAAUGAGGUGCUUCUGCGUCAGCGAUUCCUUCACCGGCUGCGGCCUAGGGAGGAACUACGAACACCAGAGCCACAGGCACCACCAUCACCAAGGCCUGGUUCCCUUGCUCCUGACGAGCGAGAGCUGAGCCCACCAAGGUCUCCCACCAGUGACCCGGAAAGUGACGAGCCGGAAGGAAUGCGAGGCCUUCCACGAGUAGUGAUCUUGACACCCAAGCGAGUCUACCCAUCAAUUUCACCUCCCUCAUUGAGGGCAGAUGCCCAGGAAGCACCGAGCCAAGAGCCAAAGCCAGAGCCUGAAUGCAAACCCCCAGAGCAAGAGAAAGAUGCCAACGAAGGCACACAGGAGAACGACACCACAACGGGUAGCCACAAACGGCGACUGCCCUUGGACGAUGCUGAGACUGAGGAAGUAGCACAAAAGCGGCCCCACAACAACAGUGAAAGUGGGGCAACAGAUGCAGCUGCUGAUAAUCUCAAAAUGCGUGCAUGCAAAACGAGACUUUGAUUUUAGUAGCUGCUGUGUACUUCAAACCAGUCUGUGCGUGUGGAUAUACAAUCACGUGUUUGUGUGUGUGUGGGAAGUGCCUCUCUCGUGGCCACUUCGUGUGUGCCCAGCAAUUCGUCCACCUGCUAGAACACCUGUACGGUGGCUAGCAAUGUGUCACAUCUGACAUUGUCGUUGUGGCACAAACUGUCGACUUCAGAGCUCUCCUGCUCUUUUCAAGUCUUCACAUCAGUAUUUAUAGCCAUUUUCAUGACGCUAGUGUGUGUGCAGGGAGAAAAACUGAGAAAUCUGGUGAACACUCCUUUGAGAAGAUGCAAGGCUGAGACAUGUGUCGCCGGAGUGCAUUGCUUUGUGGCUGAUCAGCUCAUUUUGUCUUGCAGUGCAGGGAUACAAGCCAAGUUCCACUGCCAAGGACCUCUCUCAUUGGUUGGCUGAAGUGAGGAGUGGCAGUGACAAUAGUGACAUGUGAUGCACCCUUGUAUUGGUUUUUGUAGACCACCUGCCCCUGUGCUGCAAAUACAGUAUAGACCACGUGUAACGUAACCGCUUAUGGUGCAGGGCCGGAUAUAGUACGGUCUUUUCAGACUCCCGUUAAUUUUCCCAUAGCACUCAUGUAUACGCAUACCGCUUACAGUGCAGCCACGUGAGACGAAAUACCGGUUAUAAUGCGGCUUCCGUGGGAAAAUCUCGCCGACAAGGGCGGUAGCGAGCACGCUUCUCGACGAGGUGUGCCCACCGAUGGGAGAGGAGAUCAGCGAGGGCGAUGCGGAGGAGGAGCAUGAGUCCAAGGGCGAUAAAAUCAUCGCUGCGCGCCGUAUAUGCGAGUGAAAGCGCGCGGGGGAUGCGCACCUUCACGGAGAGCGAACACGAAGCGGAGAGAUACGCGAUUUCCAUCGCGCGAAAG